Molecule: messenger RNA, 2961 nt
Organism: Choloepus didactylus (southern two-toed sloth)
Lineage: Eukaryota; Metazoa; Chordata; Mammalia; Pilosa; Megalonychidae
Product: glycine N-acyltransferase-like
Exons: 7
Coding region: 271-1209 (312 amino acids)
Cellular component (GO): mitochondrion
Molecular function (GO): glycine N-acyltransferase activity
Source: RefSeq, a predicted model, not a curated record
UGAACCACUGGAUUCCGGUAGACCUGACAUUCAGGAGUUUUGCCAGCUUAGUGCAAAGUCCACAUUAUAACCUUGCCUCAGCAAUUUCUGGAGAAGAUAUACCAAAAUGUAUUCUGGUAAGACCCUGCUGAGCUGACUGCAUCAGAGGGAGAUUACGUCUUCUGAAAGUUUGCUGCUCUUCAUUUGUUUCUCAGAAUAUAUGUGAAUAUUCGUUGGAGACAGCUUUCCAGGUGAGGACUCAUCUUGAAAAAGGGUAAGGUGUCCUUCAAAAUGUUCUCAUUGCAAGGUGCCAAGAUGCUGCAGAUGCUGGAGAAAUCCUUGCAGAAUAGCCUUCCUGAAUCCUUAAAGGUUUAUGGGACCGUCUUCCACAUAAAUCAGGGAAACCCAUUCAAGCUAAAGGUGCUGGUGGACAAGUGGCCUGAUUUUAAUACAGUGGUUGUCCGACCUCAGGAGCAGGUGAACGGAUCUGUCUCGCGAGCGCGCUUCCCCGCGGCGAUCCCGGGUGCGGAUAUGACAGACAAUCUUGAUCACUACACCAAUACUUACCAUAUCUACUCCAAGGACACCGAGAGCUGUCAGAAACUCCUUGGAUCAACAGAAGUCAUCAAUUGGAAACAACAUUUGCAGAUCCAAAGUUCACAACCCUCCCUGAACGAGGUGAUACAAAAUCUUGCAGCCAGUAAAUCCUUCCAAGUCAAGCACAAACAAUGCUUUCUCUUUAUGGCACCUGAGACAGUAAAGAAACUGGUUCCUUCCCUUCUGGAUGAAAAGAAUUUAUCACCCAACAGCAGCAAACACAAAGACAUCAACCAUGAGAUGUUUAAACUCUCAUCCCUGGAUGUCACUCAUGCUGCCUUGGUGAAUAAGUUUUGGUCUUUUGGUGGGAAUGAGAGGAGCCAGAGAUUCAUCGAGCGCUGUAUCCGGAACUUCCCCUCCUUCUGCCUGCUGGGCCCCGAGGGGACCCCUGUGACCUGGAACCUGAUGGACCAGACUGGAGAAAUGCGGAUGGCAGGCACCUUGCCCGAGUACCGGGCACAGGGCCUCAUCUCCCAUGUCGCCCAUACCCAGACCCAGGUUAUGGUCAAAACUGGCUUCCCCAUCUAUUCUCAUGUAGACAAGAGCAACAAAAUUAUGCAAAAACUGAGUCACACUCUGCAGCAUGUCCCCAUGCCCUGUGACUGGAACCAGUGGAACUGUGUGCCUCUGUGAAGUUGGUCCUGAUAUCAAGACAGUGUUGGGUGGGCCUGGGGGUGUGGUUGCAGCAGCUUAUGGGUGGACCCAGAGAAGGAAUAAACCGUAAUCAUUGGUAAAGGAGUGGGCCCUAUUUGGGCUCUGGGGAAGCAGUGAUGAAUGAUGAGCAGGACCACAACUAUCCCUGCCCUCAAAUCGCUCAUGGACUUCCCUUAGGUUCCUCAUUAUGAAGCAGGACAGCCAACACUGCAGUGGCCCCACAUUGUUUAUCUCCCAAAACUUCCAAAUUUCUGUGACUUUCUUUCAUCAGUUACAUGUUGCUCCACAUUGCUUCUCCUGGAAAACCUAGUGCAUGGGUUAGUAGAAACUUGCCAACGUUGCCAGGAGACAAUAAUAUUUUCUGAGCACUAUGGCUUGUUCUUUUCUCUGACUUUGGCCACAUUUUUAGUGAUCAGAGGGUGAACUCUCCUCAGCAGGUCUUUAGAGACUAUCCUUUCCUCUUUGAUUGCUGUUUUAUAGGUACCUUAAAUAUGUUCAACACAAAUGUGCAUGAGGUAUUAAUAUAAACACACACACACACACACACAUAUAUAUAUAUAAAUAUUUACAUGAUACAGCAGGUUAAUAUUACCAUUUCCUUUCCCCACUUCCAUUCCAUGGAAAAGGAUCUAUUAUUGUUUGUAAAGCCUGAGCUUCUAAACCCAAUCCCCCAUAGAUAAAGUUAUGUUGUGUUUUACUCCACAACUUUAAGCUAAGUGGUCCAAAAAGGGGAGGCCAUGGGGUGAUUGUAUGGAGAGGGGAAAAUGGGGGCACCAGACCCAGGAAGGUGGGUAUUUAUUGAGAAGAAACAGGGGUUAUGGGGAAGGUGAGUACAGCAUGAUUAACUCCUGUUCUUCCUGACCUCAGCACACUCUUCAGAAUGUCAAAACUUCAUGCAGUUUGGACAAUCAUCUCACGGGAGGGUGUGGUUAUUGGUGGAAUCCAUCAGCAGGGAAAUUCAUCUUGGUUGGGACAGGUUGGCUGCAAGUUUCCCAUCCCAACACUACUGGAUAAACAGCUCUCCACAGUGGCAUGGGCAGCAAAGAGAGCCCAAGAAGGAAGAUGACCACCCAGAUUAAAAAUUUGUUCCUUUCUGGUCCCGUUCAGCCUGAAAAGUAGGGAAAAGGAGCAUUCUUGCUUUUGAUAUUACUACAUCAUAAAUCCUGAGGUUAUCAAUCCUACAUUUGCAUGUUGUCAUUAAGGAUUCUUGGAGGACUUUAUUCUUCAGUGCAUGGUGCAGGGUUAUGACUUUUGCUCUAGUCCACAGCUUAGAAAAAUGGUGAAAAACAAUGCAUUACACCAAUGCUUUCAGCUUGUGAAUUCUAUCAUUCUACUUAUAAGUUGUUUAAAAAUUUCAGUUUUUAACAAUUCUCCUUAUUAAUUUGUUCCGAUUAAUAAAUGUAAUUAAACACCUUAAAAUGUUUUAAGUCGUAUGUAGAAAUUUGAUUUCUCUUUUAAGGACUUCACUUAUUAUUAAAUACUUAGUAAUUAUUAUUAUUAUUAUAUAUGAAUGAAAUAUUAUUAAAUACUUAGUAAUUCUUAUAAUUACAAUAAAACCAUAUUUUAAAAAUCACAUGUAAGAGACCAAUUUUAGAUCCAUAGAUACAAGCAUGUUGAAAGUGAAAGGAUGGAAAAAGUAUUUCAUGCAACUAGUGAACAAAAGAGAGCUGUGAUGUCUAUAUUAAUAACAGACAAAUAGACUGGAUCAAAAACUGUUACAUGAGACAAAAA